Elgaria multicarinata webbii is the source of this 2150-nucleotide messenger RNA. RefSeq names its product 5-hydroxytryptamine receptor 2C (gene HTR2C). Gene Ontology annotation, biological process: chemical synaptic transmission; phospholipase C-activating G protein-coupled receptor signaling pathway; release of sequestered calcium ion into cytosol. The record is from RefSeq and is a predicted model, not a curated record. Gene Ontology annotation, cellular component: dendrite; plasma membrane. Bases 350 to 1765 code for a protein of 471 amino acids. The transcript has 4 exons. Gene Ontology annotation, molecular function: G protein-coupled serotonin receptor activity; neurotransmitter receptor activity. Lineage: Eukaryota; Metazoa; Chordata; Lepidosauria; Squamata; Anguidae.
UGCUUUUCUGACGGACACGUCUGCUGGCAAGGGACCAGGAUGUGACUGGCCUCUGCAGGGUUCAGACCAAGCAAGGCAAGAAUGCUGGCCUUGAACAUGAGUCAGGCGUCGUUGCAAAGAUCCCACUGUUCCUUGCCUGUUGGCGCACUCCAGCCGUGGGGCCUGGCCUUCACGGCAUCCCGGAAGAACUCCACUCUGGCUUCUACGAUCUUUCACCCCCUAUGGAAGGUCAAACACCUUGGUGGCCCAUGUGCCACGGGAUUCCACAGUUGCCUUGGAUCUUCGCCCAUUUGAAAAAGGGAUUCCCGUCGAGGUGCUCUUGAGAGGCGUGGAGUACCGCUACUGGCAAAUGAUGAAUGCCAUCAAUGGGGGUGGUGUUCUCGUUGGCCUUACCACAGUGUCCGUCACCCUGGACUUUAGCCUGCACAGCAGCCUGAUGGCCUGGCCACUGGGGCACAAUUUGACUUUGAAUCACAGUUUGCCAACGUCUGAUCCCCUGAACGCCUCCGUGGGGGCAGAUGUCUUUCGGAUGUCCAUCAGAGAGAAGAACUGGCCAGCGCUCCUCAUCCUGGUCAUCAUCCUACUGACCAUUGGAGGGAACAUUUUGGUUAUCAUGGCGGUCUCCUUGGAGAAGAAGCUCCAAAACGCCACCAACUACUUCCUGAUGUCCUUGGCGGUGGCGGACAUGUUGGUGGGCAUUCUCGUCAUGCCCGUCUCUCUCGUCACCAUUCUCUAUGAUUAUGCUUGGCCUUUGCCUAAACAAUUGUGUCCCAUCUGGAUUUCCCUAGAUGUGCUCUUUUCUACCGCCUCUAUCAUGCAUCUCUGCGCCAUCUCUCUCGACCGGUACGUGGCCAUCCGCAACCCCAUCGAGCACAGCCGGUUUAACUCUCGCACCAAGGCCAUCAUGAAGAUUGCUGCCGUCUGGACCAUCUCGAUAGGGAUCUCUCUGCCCAUCCCCGUCAUUGGCUUGCAGGACGACUCCCGGGUGUUUGUGAAUGGAAGUUGCGUCCUCAAUGACGAGAACUUUGUCCUCAUCGGCUCCUUUGUGGCAUUCUUCAUCCCCCUCAUCAUCAUGGUCUUCGCCUACUGCCUGACCAUCCAGGUACUGCAGAAGCAGGCGUCGGUGUUCCUGUACGGGGAGGCACCCAAGCAACGGCGGAGCAGCAUGAACUGCCUCAAGAAGGAGAACAACACGGAGAACCUCUCCAUGCUGCAGAACCACGAGGCGGCCUCCCACUUGAACUCUCCCGUCAACAAAGAAGCGGUGCUUUUCCGGAAAGGUACCAUGCAGUCCAUCAACAAUGAGAGGAGAGCUUCCAAGGUCUUGGGCAUCGUCUUCUUUCUGUUCCUCAUCAUGUGGUGCCCCUUUUUCAUCACCAACAUCAUGUCCGUCCUCUGCAAAGAAGCCUGCGACAAGGCACUCCUCGAAGAGCUGCUGGGCGUCUUCGUGUGGGUGGGUUACAUCUGCUCCGGGGUCAACCCCCUGGUGUACACACUCUUCAACAAAAUCUACCGCAGGGCUUUCUCUAACUACAUCCGCUGCCGCUACGACGGCGGCAAAAAGUCCGCGCAGCGGCACAGCCAGUGUCCGAAUGUCUCGUCGACGGCUCUGUGCGGGAAAGAUCUCAAUUUGAACAGUUACCGCAACGGCAAUGAACUCAACAGCAUGGAGCUCGACGAGACGGAGGACGCUUUGGAGAUGCGUGUAGGGACGUCUGAGCUCUCGAUCAAUAGCUGCAGCGGCGAGAAAACGAGUAGCGUGUAAAAGAACACGGGCACGGCCCACGCUCUGGGUAUCACUGUGGCGCGGCUGCAAGCAAACCAUGUAUGUGUUCGUCCAAGAAUGUUGUAAAUAAUGCAUUCUGAACAAAGCCGUCCUCUUUUUUUUUUUAAUUUAAACUUUCAUAUUUGUAGCUCACUGCUUUACAUCGUUCCUAAAACAGAAUCUGUAUUUACUGUGGAAAGCAAAGCAGGCAGGAGCCACGACCCCGGUAGGAACCAUGGUUACCAGGUCCAAAAUGACAUCCAUUAUUUUGCUUACGAAAUGUUGAUUUUUCUUUUCCUGGUGCAUGAACAAAAUUCUGACUAUUAAUCUCAGGUGGUAUUUUUUGAGUCCUCAAUGGUCCAUUAUGAGUAGUCACAUAUCAAAU